AUGAUGGCCCCCAAAGCCAGGAUGGGAGCGACCAAGAGCAAAGUCCGGGCUCCCAAAAAGGUGAGGACCCCAACUCGCUCGUGAGGCUCGAAGGAACGCCAGCUGAUGAGCUACUCUUGGCUGAUGGUGGGGCAAUGUGGCGCGGGAUCGUACCGCGAGCAGCACACAACGGGCGAGGUCAGUUCCCCAUCUCAAACGCGGUCGCCAUUUCCCGUCAUAUCUCUACUGACACAUCCGAUCCAACUCGAACACAGGACCUGAUCGCGACCUUGGCCAAGCUCGAAACGGCGAUCGAAGAGAUUCAGCACCGCAACGCGUCCAAGCUCUCGUUCGAGGAACACUACCGCUAUGCGUACAACCUCGUCCUGCACAAACAGGGCCACACGCUCUACAACUCGGUCGCCAACCUCAUCUCCUCCCACCUCGAGAGCCAGACCAUCGAACGCAUCGUGCCCAAGUUCCCUCCCACGCUUGAUCAAUCGGGCGCAUCGAGCCAGGGCAACUUUUCCGCAGCCAGCGCAGCUCAGGUCUUUAUGGACGCCGUCAAGGACGUAUGGGACGACCACAUGGCUUCUAUGAGCAAGCUCAGGGACGUCUUCAAGUACAUGGUACGUCUCAUAUCCCGAGAUUCCAACCUGGGCGCUGGGUGUCAAGCACUGAGUUGUGUGAACACCUCGCGACGUGACAGGACAAGGUCUACACCGGCUCGAGCAACCUACCUUCCAUCUGGGACUUGGGACUCUCGCUCUUCUUCCACCACGUCAUUCUAUACUCGACCAAAGAAAAGGGCAAAGGCGUCGCUGCACCGACCGCCUCCACCUCUCGAGCCUCGGCAGCUCGCGCCCCACCUCGGCCUCGAGCGACGAACGACCCUUCGACCGUUGCCUUUCAACUCAUGCACACUUUACUCAACGUCAUUCGCAUCGAGCGACAAGGCGAGGUCGUCUCGCGUCAUUCGAUACAUGGGGCCAUCGAAAUUCUGUGCGAGUUGACCGAUGAGGGUGCCGUGCCUCUACCCGUGGUCGCAUCGAACGGUACCGGCUCGGGCACACCGGUGCUGAGUGGUGGCUCGAGCAGCGCCAGCGGUGGGCGAGGUGGACCCGUUCUCGGCGACAAGGAUCUCCCCAAUGGUCUCAGUCCUUACCGUACCGCUUGGGAGCAAGCUUUCCUCGGUCAAUCGGCCGAUUUCUACCGCGAGGAAAGCGCGCGCUCGUUGAUCGAGAACGACUGCCCGACUUUCUUGCGCAACAUCUCUCGACGACUCGUGGAGGAGAGGGAACGAUCCAUUGCCUACCUCGGUGCUACGACCGAACCUUUGCUCAUUGCGCUGUUGGAAAAGACGUUGAUCUCGAACCACCUUGCUUCGAUUCUUGAUCAUCAAGCUUCGGGGCUGGCGACCUUAGUGCAGGACAAUCGGAUCGAGGAGCUCAAGAUGAUCUACACGCUAUUUGGAAGGGUCAGUGGUGGUCAUGCGGCGCUGAGGAUCAGCAUUUCGAAAUGGAUCGUCGAUAUCGGCAAGCAGGUCAACAAUGGUCUCAAGGUCAUUCCCGACGAACCGAGGGCAGAGGCCGACGAGAUGAACGAAGCCAACCCCAACGCCGCCAAGGACAAGGGCAAAGGCAAAACCAAGGAAGCGUCAGGUGCCGUCGUCAAUGCCAAGACCAAAGCCGCGCUGGGGUGGGUGCAGAACGUGCUCGACUUGAAGGACAAGUUCGAUCGGAUCCUGCGCGACGCGUUCGCGGGCGACAAGGUGUUGGAGAAGAGCAUCAUCGAGGCGUUUGCGUUGUUCGUUAAUGAUAACGAUAGUUCGCCGGAGUAUAUCUCGUUGUACAUUGAUGAUAACUUGAAGAAGGGGCUAAAAGGGGUGAGUGGGUCUGCGUCCUGUGUGCGAUAGCUUGUAGCUGACCCACUGCGCGUUCACCUCUCUCGAUAGAAAACCGAGGACGAGGUCGACGACGUGCUCAACAAGACGAUCGCCCUGUUCCGUUACCUCACGGAGAAGGAUCGUUUCGAGAAAUACUACAACACGCAUCUAGCCAAACGGUUGAUCGCAUCCAAGUCCGUCUCGGACGAUGCCGAACGCAACAUGUUGGCCAAGUUCAAGAUCGAAGCUGGUGCGGCCUUCACCCAAGCUGCUGAAGGGAUGAUGAAGGACGUCAAGAUCUCGGAGGAUACCCUGGCCGAGUUCAAGCGGUACACGGCGCGACAGGUCGACGAACCACCUUUCUCGCUCGAGCCGAUCAUCUGCGGCUCCAACGUCUGGCACUACAACCACAAAGAACCGACGUGCAUCUUACCCCAGGUUUUGCGGGACGGGAUCAAUUAUUACGAGAAGUUUUACAACCAGAAGCAUUCGGGCAGGAAAUUGACGUUCAGAUCGGACCUCGGGAAUGUCGAUGUCAAGACCAAGUUCAACGCGAGGUCGCAUGAGCUUAAUGUUUCGACGCAUGGGAUGGUCAUUUUGAGCUUGUUCGAAGGGCUGGAUGACGACGAGAAGCUGUCGUAUUCUGUGAGUCACCUUGUGAAGCCUGAGAAAGGACCGAUAACUCAUGGAGCCGUUGCCUACCCCAUACACAGCAAAUAUCGUCGUCGACAGGGAUUGUCGCGACCGAGCUUCGACGUCAGCUACAAUCCCUUGCAUGUGGCAAGCACAAAAUCCUGCUCAAACACCCCAAAGGUCGUGAAGUCGGCGACAAGGAUGAAUUCUCCUUCAACGCCGACUUCACGAGCCCCAUGGCCAAGAUCAAAGUGCAACUCGUCAUCAGUAAAGUCGAAACGCCCGAAGAGCGUCGUGAUACGGACGACAAGGUCGAAGAGGCGCGUAAUAUCCAAUGCGAGGCCGCGAUCGUGCGUAUAAUGAAGGGGAGGAAGGAAGCGCAGUAUGGCGAGGUUGUGCAGGAGUGCAUCAAGCAACUUGAAGCGAGGUUCAAGCCUCAGCCAGUGAUGAUUAAGAAGGCGAUAGAGAGGUUGAUCACUAAGGAGUAUCUCGAACGUGGCGACAAUGAUCGCAAGCUGUUGCGGUACCUGGUCAGUCCUUCUUUUCGAAACCGUGUCCACGCUGAGCGUCGAGCACUGAUGAAUGUUUUUCUCAUCUCUCUCAGGCCUGA
This is a messenger RNA of Microbotryum saponariae, 3107 nucleotides long. NCBI's taxonomy places the organism in Eukaryota, Fungi, Basidiomycota, Microbotryomycetes, Microbotryales, Microbotryaceae. The record is from the annotation of a GenBank genome assembly.